Messenger RNA from Sesamum indicum (sesame), 2355 nucleotides. Lineage: Eukaryota; Viridiplantae; Streptophyta; Magnoliopsida; Lamiales; Pedaliaceae. The record is from RefSeq and is a predicted model, not a curated record.
GUUGCAUUUAAAAAUACUCCCGAAGUUUUUCUUUUUUACCUGAUUUUUUGGACGUCCAAUCUGCAAAUGGGUUUGCUAGCAUUUAAUCCUUUUUUCUUAGCGUUGUCUCGGAAAUUUUUGUUAGAGGAUCUUGUUUGUUUCCUUGCAUAGGAUGACGUGUUUAUACAGGGGGUUCUGUUUUCUUCUUCGCUGGUUUUCAAUAGUUUGAAGCUCUUUUAGCUGAUAUCCUAUUUUCCUGCACAUUUUUGCAACCUCAAGUAUUUUGGCGAUAUCGUCAGAACGAGAUGUCUGUUUUAACUUCUUGUGGGUCUUUGAGCUCGAGAACCGAAUUUGUUUUGAGGAAAUUCAUGAAGUAACUUUUGGGUUCUUCAGAAACUUUUUGAUAGUUGAGGAAAUUCAGUUUCAGCUGGAUUUGUUGAAGGUGCCAAAAAUGGAGGGAAGAAUGAAAACAUAUAGGCAAUUGAGCCCCGAACGAGCUAAAGUAUGGACAGAGAAAUCGCCCAGAUAUCACUACAAUCAUCACUAUAACCAGCAGCAGCAGCAAAGUUGUAAAGUUCCCGUAGUUUACUAUCUUUGUAGGAAUCGACAACUUGAGCACCCCCAUUUCAUCGAAGUCCCUAUUUCUUCCCCUGAUGGCCUUUACUUGAGAGAUGUGAUUGAAAGGCUUAAUGUUUUGAGAGGCAGAGGAAUGGCUUCGAUGUACUCUUGGUCUUGUAAGAGGAGUUACAAGAAUGGUUAUGUAUGGCAUGAUCUUUGCUACGAUGAUUUAAUCCUUCCGGCUCAUCGGAAUGAGUAUGUUCUAAAGGGUUCAGAGCUCUUUCAAGAAUCUGAUUCUGGUCGAUUUAGUCCUGCUGAGACCGACAUAUUACGGAAUCAGAAAGCACUCCCUGAACCACCAUCUUCCAGAAGCCAAGAAGAAUCUUCGUCUUCAUCUAGCUUGAACGGAAUAACUACAAAGACUUCUCAGGACGAUGAACUGUCUCCUCCGGAUCAGCGUCCUUGCUCAUCAGCCGUGUCACCAGAGCUCAGUGUUGGUAAAAAUUCCUCUUGGAAUGGUUCUUUGAGCCUGACAGAGUAUAAAGUCUACAAAAGUGAUGGUCUUGCUGAUGCUUCCACUCAGACCGAGGAAAAUGUAAGCAGUGCUGUUGGAGCUCGAGAUGCUUGUACCCGAAGUCGUCCUACUGAUGAUGGUUUAUUGGAGAACGAGACUAGUGGCAGUCGUUCGAACCAAGUUCCUCGGGUAAAGGACAGUCCAGAGAUUAGCCGAGACUUUUUUUCAACACCUCCCUCAACAUCCAGUGCUUCUUCAUCGAGUGGUAGGACCGAUACCUUGGAAUCGCUGAUUAGAGCUGAUGCUAGGAAGCUCAACAGCUUGAGGAUAGUUCAAGAGGAGGAAUUUCGAAUCCCAUCCAAUUCAAAACUCAAAGCUUCAAAUAUGAUAAUGCAGCUGAUUUCGUGCGGUUCAAUAUCUGUGAAAGAUCAGAGCUUUGGCCUGAUACCAACCUACAAGCCAAGCUUUUCAAAUUCCAAAUUUUCGUCCCCAUUGUUCUCCACAUCAUCAAUGCUGGGAGAGCUUGAUUGCCAGAGAGAGAAUCCUCGUCUUAUGAGUCUGACCUUGGAGGACAAAGGAUACUUCAGUGGGAGCUUGGUUGAAACGAGUAAGCUCAAGGAAGGAGUGCCCAAUCUAAAACGUUCUUCUUCGUUCAAUGCUGAUCGAAGUAUAGAGCAAUUUGAUUCUAUAGAAGAAAAGGAAGAAGGACACUCUACGCGUUCAAAGUGCAUCCCUAUAUCAAUUAAGGCUACUCUUAGCAAACAGCCAAGAUGUGAAUCAAUGAGAUCCCCCAUUUCCGACGGACCUAGAAUUUCAUCUGAUAGAGUGGAGUGUUCACGAACAACUACAUCCGGCCAAACGAUUGAGCCUCCCGCGAUGAGUAAACCAGAUUCUUGCAGAAACGAAAAGGAAAACGUGAUCACAAUUGAAGAAAGGCUUGCUUCAGGAGCUCGGGUUAUAAUACAAUCCGAAGCAGCUUACGGAGGAGAGGACAACUGAUCAUAUAUAAAGGACAGCCUUCGAGUUAGAGAGAUGGAAAUUUGUACAGAAUCGAUGGACAAAGAUGUUUUUAUACGGUAACUAUGCUCUCAAAUUCAGAUAGAGGUGGCAAAUGGGUUGGUUGGUUUGGGUUGAGAUGGAUCGGGUUGAUAAUGGGUUGGGUUCAAAAUGGAUCUAAAUUUAUGAGUUAGAUAUGGGUCGGAUUGAAAACGGGUUGGUUUGAGUUUUGUUGGGUACAUUACAAUUAGAUUUUUUUUAAUAAAAUUUUGAAUUGUUAUUACUGCCAAAUUUUUUUAUUUAUUAAA